UUUUCUUGAUCAAAAUUAAAUUGAAAAUUGAAAAUAAAAAUAUUAAAGCAAUCUCUCUCACUCUCUCUCUCCCACAAAUAAGCCACCGAUUCAUCGAUCAUCUCUCUCCCACUCCCCUCUCUCUCUCUCCCUGUCGGAUUGAAGUUGUCACGCCGCGACAGGGAUGUGGAGGCUGAAAAUCGCCGAAGGAGCUGAUCCGUGGCUGCGGAGCGUGAACGGCCACGUCGGUCGGCAGAUUUGGGAGUUCGAUCCCAAUGGCGGAACUCCUGAGGAGCUCCAGAGGAUCGAGAACGCCCGCGAGAACUUCUCCAUGCACCGUUUCAAGAAGAAGCACAGCUCCGAUUUGUUGAUGAGGAUUCAGUUUUCAAAAGAGAAUUCAGGAAGAACUGUUCUACCACAAGUUAAGGUUCUAGAUACAGAAGAAAUGACAGAGGAUACUGUGACGCAGACAUUAAAAAGAGCUAUAGAUUUCCACUCAACUAUCCAGGCACAUGAUGGACAUUGGCCUGGGGAUUAUGGAGGUCCUAUGUUUCUAAUGCCUGGCUUGAUGAUAACCCUUUCUAUUACCGGAGCACUAAAUGCUGUCUUAUCAGAGCACCAUAAACAAGAGAUGCGGCGUUAUCUGUACAAUCAUCAGAAUGAAGACGGUGGGUGGGGUUUACACAUCGAGGGGCCAAGUACCAUGUUUGGCUCUGUCUUGAACUAUGUCACACUUAGGUUACUUGGAGAAGGACCUGAUGAUGGAGAUGGGGCUAUGGCGAGAGGGAGAAAAUGGAUCCAUGAGCAUGGCAGUGCUACAGCAAUCACGUCAUGGGGCAAGAUGUGGCUUUCAGUGCUUGGAGCUUUUGAAUGGUCUGGGAACAACCCACUGCCCCCUGAGAUAUGGCUUCUUCCUUACACGCUUCCAUUCCAUCCAGGAAGGAUGUGGUGCCACUGCCGGAUGGUUUAUUUGCCAAUGUCAUACUUAUAUGGAAAGAGGUUUGUUGGUCCUAUCACCCCGACAGUCUUGUCUUUGAGAAAGGAACUGUAUACGGUCCCUUAUCAUGAAAUUGAUUGGGAUGAAGCACGGAAUUUAUGCGCAAAGGAAGACUUGUACUAUCCUCAUCCAUUGGUGCAAGAUCUACUUUGGGCAACUCUCCAUAGGUUCGCAGAGCCCAUUUUGUUGCGGUGGCCAGGGAAAAAAUUGAGAGAAAGGGCUCUUCGCACAGCAAUGGAGCACAUACAUUAUGAAGAUGAAAAUACUCAUUAUAUCUGCAUAGGUCCAGUUAACAAGGUGCUAAAUAUGCUUUGUUGUUGGGUGGAAGAUCCAAACUCAGAGGCUUUUAAGUUGCAUCUCCCAAGGAUUAAAGAUUAUCUCUGGGUUGCCGAAGAUGGCAUGAAAAUGCAGGGUUAUAAUGGAAGUCAGCUCUGGGACACAGCAUUUUCUGCUCAAGCAAUUAUUGCAACCAACCUUACUGAAGAGUUUGGUCCAACUUUAGAAAAGGCACACAUGUUCAUAAAAAAUUCCCAGGUUCUAGAUGACUGCCCAGGUGAUCUUGAUUUUUGGUAUCGGCAUAUCUCCAAAGGUGCAUGGCCUUUCUCGACUGCUGAUCACGGGUGGCCCAUUUCUGACUGCACAGCAGAAGGACUGAAAGCCGUGCUGUUAUUGUCGAAAAUCCCAUCAGAGAUAGUUGGAGAGCCAUUAGAAGCUAAGCGGUUAUAUGAUGCUGUAAAUGUGAUCCUAUCCUUGCAGAACAAUGAUGGUGGCUAUGCAACUUAUGAGUUGACAAGAUCCUACAGUUGGUUGGAGUAUAUCAACCCUGCUGAAACUUUUGGAGACAUCGUUAUUGAUUACCCUUAUGUCGAAUGCACAUCAGCUGCAAUUCAAGCUCUUACAUCAUUUAAGAAACUAUAUCCUGGUCAUCGGCGGGAAGAAGUAGAGCAUUGCAUUGACAGAGCUGCGAAGUUCAUUGAAAAGAUACAAAAAUCAGAUGGCUCAUGGUAUGGCUCCUGGGGAGUUUGCUUCACCUAUGGUACGUGGUUCGGGAUUAAAGGACUGGUGGCUGCUGGAAGGAGCUAUGGCAGUAGUGCUUCUCUCUGUAAAGCUUGCGAAUUCCUGCUGUCCAAACAGGUCGCUUCUGGUGGAUGGGGAGAGAGUUACCUUUCAUGCCAAGACAAGGUGUAUUCAAAUCUUGAGGGCAACAGGUCACAUGUAGUAAAUACUGCGUGGGCAAUGCUUGCUCUUAUCGAUGCUGGACAGGCUGAGAGAGAUCCGAGACCUCUGCACCGAGCUGCUAGAUGCUUGAUAAACGCUCAAAUGGAGGAUGGGGAUUUCCCUCAGGAGGAAAUAAUGGGAGUAUUCAACCGGAACUGCAUGAUCACUUAUGCGGCCUACAGAAACAUUUUCCCGAUCUGGGCUUUGGGAGAGUACCGAUGUCGGGUUCUGCAGGCUCGCUGAAAGGGCAGCCCUUCUCCGUCCUUAAUAGGCCGAUUGUAUUGUCUGUUUUGUUUCUAGUUUGUUUUUGUAAAAUCAUGAGGUGUUCCAUCUGACAUUUCCUAGGAAAGAAAAGAGUGGCCGUCCAAGAAAGGUUCGGGAAGGGUGAGCGACUCUUGGUCGAGUAUGUUGCAUUAUAACAGAAUGCUCUGAUAUGUUUGUAGGGGUCGCAACGCUACUCGAUAUUUAAUCAAUGAAGUUUCUGCUUCUAUGCAUCAGCAUCAGAAGUAGCAGCUGCCUCAUUCAGAAUAUGACGUGUGAGAGGGAGUGUUAUAUAUGUUCUCUUUCUUAGAACGCUCUGUUGUUCCUUGAUAUCA
Molecule: messenger RNA, 2790 nt
Organism: Punica granatum (pomegranate)
Lineage: Eukaryota; Viridiplantae; Streptophyta; Magnoliopsida; Myrtales; Lythraceae
Source: RefSeq, a predicted model, not a curated record